AUGUUACCGCGAACGACAUUACCGCGAACGACAUUACCGCGAAUACAAAAAACGACAUUACCGCGAAUACAGAAAACGACAUUACAGCG
Messenger RNA from Didymodactylos carnosus, 89 nucleotides. The record is from the annotation of a GenBank genome assembly. NCBI's taxonomy places the organism in Eukaryota, Metazoa, Rotifera, Eurotatoria, Philodinida, Philodinidae.